Molecule: messenger RNA, 999 nt
Organism: Aspergillus glaucus CBS 516.65
Lineage: Eukaryota; Fungi; Ascomycota; Eurotiomycetes; Eurotiales; Aspergillaceae
Exons: 3
Coding region: 1-999 (332 amino acids)
Biological process (GO): alcohol metabolic process
Molecular function (GO): alcohol dehydrogenase (NADP+) activity
Source: RefSeq, a predicted model, not a curated record
AUGCCAAAAACCGUCGAAUACAGCGUAUUCCGCGGCUCAGAAGGCGGCGCCAUCAUCACCGAAACAGUCAAACGCACGAUCCAGCCCAACGAAGCCCUAGUCGAAAUCUCACACGCCGGACUCUGCGGAGCGGACAAACUGUCAAAGAAAAAGAAUAUCCCAUUGGGUCAUCACGGAGCUGGGAUAGUGCGAGAAAUUGGAUAUGCAGUGCAGUAUGUCAAGAUAGGCGACAGAGUCGGGUUCAACGGAUCGCAGGUUCCGUGCGGGAACUGUGAUUGUUGCAUUGGGGGCAAGGAGCAAUACUGUGCGCAGCGCGAGCAUUUCGAAAAAGUCGGAUCCUUCGCGACGCACGCCGUGUGGCAAGAGAACAUGCUCAUUAAGCUUCCCGAGGGCGUGGAGUCGAAAUAUGCUGCUCCCCUUAUGUGCGACGGUGCGAUUAUGUGGGAGGUCUUGACAUCGAAUGACGUGAGACCGGGAGAUCGAAUUGGCGUUUAUGGGAUUGGGGGACUGGGACACGUUGCUAUUCUCAUGUCGGGUGCACUGGGCUGCGACGUGGUUGUAUUCUCGAGUAGUGAGUCAAAGAGACACGAUGCAAUGGCAACUGGCGCAAAGGAAUUUCACGUCACCCAUGAUAUUGUCCCGGAGACUCCUGUAGCGCCAGUCCAGCAUCUCUUCUGGUGCCGAGAUGGACCGCCUGAUUUCUCCAAACUCCUAUCGCAAGUAUCCUGCAGCGGCACUAUAUACAUCCUCGCCGUAGGUCUUGAAACAGUACCCGUGCCCAUGCAUUUGGUGGUCAAGAACGGCAUCCGGGUCCAAGGGUGCUCAAACGCCUCCCGGAAAACCAUGCGGAAUAUGCUGCAAUUCGUACGACUUCAUGACAUCCAACCGUGGAUUAUGACUUGGCCUAUGACUGUGGAUGGUGUUCAGGAUGCAUUCGAGGCGCUCAACCAGAGUAAGAUACGAUAUCGGGGGGUUUUAGUAAGGGAGUGUGGGGAUUAG